Linum tenue is the source of this 1768-nucleotide messenger RNA. The record is from the annotation of a GenBank genome assembly. Lineage: Eukaryota; Viridiplantae; Streptophyta; Magnoliopsida; Malpighiales; Linaceae.
GCUCACAAUCUAUCAAAUUUCCACACAGCUUCUCACUCACUCCCACAACAAUGGCGGCUUUCUUUUCCUUCUCCACUUCACUUCUUCCCCCCUCAAAACCCUUCUUCUCUUCGUCUCCCUUGAAUUCCCAAUCAAUCCCCUUUAGGAAAACCCCCAUCUUGUCUCCAACAACCCCCCUCGCAGCCCUCACAUCAACGGCGGAGGCGCCGCCGGCCAUCGCGACCUUCUGGGAAUGGCUGAGCGAGCGAGGCGUGAUCUCCGGCAAGACCCCGGUGAGACCCGGCAUGGGCGCCGAAGGUCUGGGCCUGGUAGCGCGAAGGGAUAUCGGGCGAAAUGAGGUCGUAUUGGAAGUGCCCAAGAAGCUCUGGAUCAACCCGGAAUCCGUGGCGGGUUCCGAAAUUGGGGGAAUCUGCGGCGGGCUGAAGCCGUGGAUCUCCGUCGCUCUGUUCUUAAUUAGGGAGAAGUCGAAGAAGGAACGCUCGGAGUUGAAGGCUUACUUGGAUGUGCUCCCCGAGACCACCGAUUCCACUAUAUUUUGGUCAGAAAAGGAGCUUGUAGAACUUCAAGGAACUCAACUGCUGAGCACAACUACAGGAGUAAAGCAAUACUUGCAGAGGGAGUUUCAGAGAGUUGAACAAGAGAUUUUAGAACCUAAUUCGCGGCUGUUUCCUUCCCCUGUGACACUGGAAGAUUUCACCUGGGCAUUUGGAAUUCUCAGAUCAAGAGCAUUCUCUAGGCUUCGCGGCGAAAAUCUUGUUCUCAUCCCUCUUGCAGACUUGGUGAAUCACAGCCCUGAUAUAACAACUGAAGAUUAUGCUUAUGAGAUUAAAGGCGGGGGUCUUUUCUCCCGAGAUCUCUUGUUUUCUUUGAGAUCCCCAGUCUCAGUGAAGGCUGGUGAGCAGGUUCUGAUUCAGUAUGAUCUAAACAAGAGUAAUGCAGAAUUAGCUCUAGACUAUGGAUUCAUAGAGUCAAAAUCCGACCGCAAUGUCUAUACCUUGACCCUUCAGAUCUCCGAAUCAGAUCAGUUCGCUGGAGACAAGCUCGACAUUGCCGAGACAAACGGCUUGGGAGAGACAGCAGAGUUCGACAUAAUCUUAGGCUAUCCUCUACCAGCUAAACUGCUUCCAUACUUGCGCCUUGUUGCACUUGGAGGCACAGAUGCUUUCCUAUUGGAAUCUAUCUUCAGCAACACGAUCUGGGGCCAUCUUGAAUUGCCUGUAAGCCGUGCCAAUGAGGAGCUUGUUUGCCGGGUGGUUCGAGAUGCCUGCAAAACUGCUCUUUCUGGGUAUCAGACAACCAUCGAAGAGGAUGAGAAGUUGAUGGAAGGGGAAGGUUUGAGUGCAAGGCUUGGUAUUGCAGUGGGAGUAAGAGCAGGAGAGAAGAAGGUUUUGCAGCAAAUUGACGAGUUUUUCAAGCAACGAGAGGAAGAGCUGGACGAGAUUGAAUACUACCAAGAAAGAAGGCUCAAGGAUCUUGGUCUGGUUGGAGAACAAGGUGACAUCAUCUUCUGGGAGUAGUUCCAUAUAUAAGACAAACAGCAGAUCAAUUUGAGAAUCCACAAUAUAGAGGCAUUUAAGGGCAUUAUUUGUCAGAAGAGCCUCUGAUUAAUCAGAGAAAGCAUUAAAAUGUGAGAGCCAAAGUCAAUGUAUUGCUGGAGGAAAUUUUCUUUCUUUGAUGUGGGCAGUGUGACUACUACAAGAGGCUUACAGCCAAAUGUUCUUGAGCUGGAAAAUGAGAAUGCUACACUUGCAAACUUUGAAACUGUGAG